UAUUAUCCCCUUCCAAAACCCUGUCAGUAUUUCUCGACUGUCAUAGCCAACUCUCACAGAGUCACACUUAACUCGGACGAUUCGCAACUAUGCAAGUCUUCUCAAACUCGAAUCGACUCGCUGCAAGGGCUUUGAAAACCGCUCCGAUUCUGUUCAACUCGGCAGUACAAAGUCAGAAAUUUCUCUCCUCCUACUCUGACAUAAUCGAUCAACAUCAAUGGCAACAUCACUCCAAUUUCUCCUCCAAAUCUUUCCCUUCAUCAGGUCAAGGAAGUUAUUUGCUAAUGGCAGCACAUCCAAUGUACUUGAGGACGUCCAAUUCCGCAGCGUUUUCUACUAGUGUUGAGAUUACUCCAACAGAGGCUGUUAAGGAGCUUUACGAAAGAAUACUCGAUUCCGUCAAUGUUAAAAAGUCGAUGUCUCCGAAUGCUUGGUUGUGGUCGUUGAUUAAUAACUGUAAAAAUCAAGAGGAUAUUAAGCUUCUUUUUGAUACUUUGCGGAAUCUCCAUAUAUUUCGGCUGGCGAAUCUUCGUAUUUAUGAUAAUUUUAAUAGUCAUCUUUGUCGUGAAGUUGCUAAAGCAUGUGCUCGAGUGGAUGCUAUUGACUUUGGGAAAAAGACUUUGUGUAAGCAUAAUAUAUAUGGAUUGACUCCUUCUGUUGCAUCUGCAAACCAUUUGCUGUCAUAUGCCAAGGAACGCAAAGAUGUACAAUUGAUGGUUGAAGUGAUGGGACUUGUGAAGAAGAAUGAUAUCCCGUUACAGCCAAGUACAGCAGAUUUGGUUUUGAGUAUUUGUUACAAUGCUGGUAAUUGGAAUCUGAUCUCAAAGUACUCGAAGAAGUUUGUCAAAGGUGGAGUAAAACUACGUAAAACUGCAUUUGACAUGUGGAUGGAAUUUUCUAUCAGAAGAGGAUUUACUGAGUCAUUCUGGAAAAUUGAGAAGCUGAGAUCUGAAUCAAUGCAGCAUCAUACUCUUGUGAGCGGGUUUUCAUGUGCCAAGGGUCUACUUCUGGAACAUAAACCUGAAGAUGCUGCUGCUCUCAUUCAAGUCCUUAAUCAGACUUUACCCGACAACAAGAAGCCUGGUAUUGUGAUUGAACUUCAGAAGCUAGCUAGUGAGUGGCCUUUGAAAGUAAUUAAGCAUCAGCCAAAAGAGAAAAGGAAGGAGGUGGUUGCUGCCCUAAAAUCUGGCAUAUCUGCCAUGGUUACGCGUUUGUCGGAAAUGGGGUUAGGAGCGGAUGUGAAUUUAGAUAGUCUAACGCCUAAAGAACAAAUUCCAUGUUAAAUUGUCAAAGAUGGGAUCCUGAGUUUUGUGGUAUUUUGUCGAGUCAAGCAGACGGGAGCAAUGGUGUUAUGAGAAGCAAUGCAAUAAUCACCAAUUUACACAAGACACUGAUACCAUUUUUUGAUCUGUAAUAGAAAUGUAGUUGCCUUUUCUUUAUAUUUGCUAGUCCAACCAUCUCUGGUAUGUUCAGUUGGGUGUCUUUUAUGAAUCUUUGAAUUAACUAAUUCGUAUAUCCAUGCACUGGCGUGGAAUUACUAUA
Molecule: messenger RNA, 1542 nt
Organism: Mercurialis annua (annual mercury)
Lineage: Eukaryota; Viridiplantae; Streptophyta; Magnoliopsida; Malpighiales; Euphorbiaceae
Exons: 11
Coding region: 90-1283 (397 amino acids)
Molecular function (GO): protein binding
Source: RefSeq, a predicted model, not a curated record